ACAGAGGUGACCAGUAAAGUUCUCUCUGAGCAGCCAAAAAGCAGACAGCUCAUGACUUCUGAUCAGGACACUAAAGUUGUUGAACCGCAGGUGCAGCAAGUACAAGAAGUUAAAGACGGUUCUCAUCUAGAGUCAACCAAAGUUUCUGAGUUAAAUCCUAAUGCAAAGGUGUGGGGAAAUCAUAUGUUACACUUGGAAGCAAGUGGUGCCACUGAUCAAAACGUGAGCAAAACGUGGGAAGAAAUACCUGACCAACCUCCAGAUUCUUGUAAAGAAGGACUGGAUGCCAAUGGUGAUGGCGACAAAAAGCAUCAGAAUGCAGUGCUGACAGAGCUGCAGGAGCCGUCACCAGCUGUUUCGGUGUCAGACCAGACAGAUAUGAACCCUUUGGCUCUCGAUCAUUCGGAGUAUGAGUCUAUGCAUGAAACCACCCAGACAGGUGGAAAUGAACAGUUGCAGCCAGAAGGUCAGGAAGAUUUACGAGAAUUACUGAAAAAAACACUGGAAUUCUGCUUAUCUAGAGAAAAUCUUGCCAGUGACAUGUACCUUAUAUCACAGAUGGACAGUGAUCAGUAUGUGCCAAUAAUGACAGUAGCAAACCUUGAUCAUGUCAAGAAACUCAGUACUGAUAUGGAUUUGAUUGUUGAAGUGCUGAGAUCGUUGCCUUUAGUCCAAGUGGAUGAGAAGGGGGAAAAAGUUAGGCCAAAUCAGAAUCGCUGUAUUGUGAUUUUACGUGAAGUACCUGAAUCUACCCCCAUUGAAGAGGUUGAAGCACUUUUCAAAGGAGAUAAUCUGCCUAAGUUUAUCAACUGUGAGUUUGCCUAUAAUGACAAUUGGUUCAUCACGUUUGAAUCAGAAGCCGAUGCGCAGCAGGCUUACAGAUACCUUAGAGAAGAAGUGAAAACUUUCCAAGGAAAACCGAUUAAGGCAAGGAUAAAAGCAAAGGCAAUAGCUAUAAACACAUUUUUGCCAAAGAAUGGAUAUAGACCUCUGGAUAUGAACCUCUACACGCAGCAGCGUUACACAACAUCCUUUUACUUACCUCCAGUAUACAGUCCCCAUCAGCAGUUUCCAUUGUACAGCUUAAUUGGCCCACAGACCUGGUCAGCCACGCACAGCUACCUUGACCCUUCAUUGGUAACACCAUUUCCAAAUACUGGAUUUAUCAAUGGGUUCACAUCUCCAACCUUUAAGCCUGCUGCUUCUCCAUUGACUACGCUCAGACAAUAUCCUCCCAGGAACAGGAAUCCUAGCAAGUCUCAUAUACGACAUACAAUACCCAGUGCAGAAAGGGGACCUGGGCUUCUAGACAGUCCUACAAUAUUCAACUUUUCUGCUGAUCGUUUAAUCAAUGGCGUCAGGAGUCCACAGACGCGGCAGCCGGGACAAAACAGGACACGGAUGCAGAAUGCUACUACGAGUUAUACCAAGAGGGAAGUAGGAACUGGACGGAUGGAACAGACCAGCGUCGACUCGCCUCCCGGAUUAGGUAGAGGAAGGAAAAACUCAUAUGGCUACCGGAAGAAAAGGGAGGACAAAUUUACAAGAGGCCAAACACAGUCUCCACCACCCCCAAAACCUCCAUCUCCUAGCUUUGAAUUGGGUUUAUCUAGCUUUCCUCCAUUACCUGGGGCUGCUGGCAAUUUAAAGACCGAAGACCUUUUUGAAAACAGACUGUCCAGUGUGGUAAUAGGAACGUCAAAAGAAAGAAACAUUAAUGUUGAUGCAAGUACAAACACUAUUCCAUCGGGAAUUCCUCGAGAGCCGUUGUUGCCAGUUUCUUCUACAUUGCCCAGGACAUUUGAAAGGUCUCCUUCGCCAUCCCAGUCUUCUGAGGACUCCAAGGUUGUGGAUAAACAGCAGAGAGAGACACAGAGUACAGAAAGGCUUUCUUCUUCCACACUCAGUACUGCAUGUAAAUCGGUACAAGUCAAUGGGGCUGCCAUAGAACUGCGAAAACCUAGUUAUGCAGAAAUUUGCCAGAGAACAACUAAGGAUCCUCCUACAUUGCAACCCCAGAAAGAACAGAAGCCAAACACUGUAGCAUGUGGGAAAGAAGAAAGAAAGCCCACAGAAACAAUAGAAAAAAACAGAGAACCUCCUCCUGCAAAGUCACAUCCUGGACAACCCAAAGACCAGAGGAGACAGUCAGGACGCAGAUCGUCCCCUCCAGCCGUUGGCAAACGCUUAAAUAAAGAACAGAAUACCCCUCCAAAAUCUCCUCAGUGAAACAUAACACCUGGGAGGGAUUCGAAAAGAGGGAAAUGGAACGAAAGUCUUAUUUGAAAGCCCUCAAAUAUUUUCCUAAGUCCCUCUAAAAACAAGCGAUUUAACCAAUUCAAAAGUGUUCUGCAGUGUAAAUAGUGAAUUUCAGCAGUCGAACUGUAAUUUUAAGUCAUUAAUAAAAUCAAAUUUAAUUGGAAAAAGACUUCAGACUGCUACAAAAAUAUACACUGAAGCUUACUUGUCUGCUUUCAAGAAUAUCAGUGCUUUCGUUAGUGUACGAUUCAUAGAACCGUAAAGUAACUAUAGAAGUUGACUCCUGACAAAUUUCCUGUUAAAAGCAUCAAUUGGUAACUAGUUGACCUUUUAAAUCCAGCCUGUUGUAUGCUGCAGAAUUGGUCAAAAUAGGGCAUGCUGGAAUCUGUUGAUUUUUCUUGUUUAAAAAGCGCACUUGUGAAUGCUGUGGGAGGAGAUAGGACUCUAACAACAUCACUAAAACUGCUCGACUAGUUCUGUCAUUGGAUUUUUAAUAUGCUUCUCCUUUCCCCAGUGGCAGUGAAAAUGGUAGCUAGAGUUGUGUAUGGUUUAGGCCAGCUGUAUGAUUCGUUUUGUUUGUCUGCUGCAAGUGAAAGGCUUACCAGCUGCAAACAACCACAAGUGGUUCCUUACAACGACUGUGUACA
This is a messenger RNA of Fulmarus glacialis (Northern fulmar), 2906 nucleotides long. RefSeq names its product La ribonucleoprotein domain family, member 4B (gene LARP4B). Bases 52 to 2229 code for a protein of 725 amino acids. The transcript has 17 exons. Gene Ontology annotation, molecular function: mRNA 3'-UTR binding. NCBI's taxonomy places the organism in Eukaryota, Metazoa, Chordata, Aves, Procellariiformes, Procellariidae. The record is from RefSeq and is a predicted model, not a curated record. Gene Ontology annotation, biological process: positive regulation of translation. Gene Ontology annotation, cellular component: cytosol; cytoplasmic stress granule.